Messenger RNA from Rattus rattus (black rat), 2347 nucleotides. RefSeq names its product RNA binding motif protein 41 (gene Rbm41). Gene Ontology annotation, biological process: mRNA splicing, via spliceosome. The record is from RefSeq and is a predicted model, not a curated record. Lineage: Eukaryota; Metazoa; Chordata; Mammalia; Rodentia; Muridae. The transcript has 7 exons. Gene Ontology annotation, molecular function: U12 snRNA binding; pre-mRNA intronic binding. Bases 51 to 1292 code for a protein of 413 amino acids. Gene Ontology annotation, cellular component: U12-type spliceosomal complex.
UGAGGUCUGGUUCCUAUUUACCCAAGUUAGAGAUAGGGGCCUGCGGAAACAUGAAGAGGGUAAAUAGCUGUGUGAAGGAUGAAGAGCAUGUCCUGGAGGAACUGGAAACAGAAGGUGAGAGGCAGCUCAAGAGCCUCCUUCAACAUCAACUUGAUACCUCUGUCUCCAUUGAAGAAUGUAUCUCUAAGAAAAAGAGCUUUGCCCCUGGGACUAUGUACAAGCCCUUUGGGAAGGAAGUAGCCGGGACAAUGACUUUGUCCCAGUUCCAGACAUUACAUGAAAAAGACCAGGAAACUGCUUCUCUCAGGGAACUAGGGCUCAAUGAAACAGAAAUAUUGAUCUGGAAAAGCCAUGUUUCAGGUGAAAAGAGGACAAAGCUGAGGGCAACUCCUGAAGCAAUCCAGAAACGGCUUGAAGAUAUUAAAGAAAGGAUCUCGGAGCGCCAGCGCAUCCUCUGCCUGCCACAGAGGUUUUCAAAGAGCAAACAGCUGACCCGAAGAGAGAUGGAAAUUGAAAAGUCUUUAUUUCAGGGAACUGAUCGUCACUCCUUCCUUAAGGCUCUUUAUUACCAAGAUGAACCCCCAAAGAAGAACAAAGGUGAUCCCAUGAACAACCUGGAAAGUUUUUACCACGAGACUAUAAUGAAAAACCGUCUUGAAGAGUUCCAACUUUUGAGAGGUGAACCCUUUGCUUCCCACUCACUGGCCUCAGCUGCAUCAGUGAGUGAUAGUGGCACAGCUGAGAGCCCGUCACUCCUCCAGGACAAGGGAAAACAGGCAGCACAGGGUAAAGGCCCCAGUCUCCAUGUGGCAAAAGUUAUUGAUUUUCCACCUGAGCAAUGUUGGACUGGGCCUAAGAAGCUGAAGCAACCAAUAGAAUUUAUCCCAGAAGAUGAAAUCCAGAGAAAUCGUUUGUCAGAGGAGGAGAUCCGAAACAUUCCUAUGUUUUCUUCAUAUAAUCCAGGGGAACCAAACAAGGUGCUAUAUCUGAAGAACCUUAGUCCUCGGGUGAAAGAAAGAGACCUUAUCUCAUUAUUCGCUCGAUUCCAGGAGAAAAAAGGACCACUCAUUCAGUUCCAAAUGAUGACUGGACGCAUGAGGGGACAGGCUUUCAUCACCUUUCCCAAUAAAGACAUAGCAUGGCAAGCACUGCACCAAAUUAAUGGAUAUAAACUCUAUGGGAAAAUAUUGGUGAUAGAGUUUGCGAAGAGCAGAAAGCAGCAGUCCGCUGCUCAGCACGCUCCGCUUAUAGCAUCUGCUACAGAUGGCAGAGCAGAAAUCAAUGGUAGCUAGAAACCCAUAUCAACCCACAUGUACAUGCACAUUGGAAUAUAUGUAUGUAGUAUGUAUGUAUGUAAAUAUACACUCAGAUGAUUUUGCUUUUAUCAUAAUCUUAGCUCAAGAAUGUGUGUAUUCUUAAAAAUUUGUUGAAAAUAGAAGAGGAAAUAUUAGAAAGACAGAAAUUAGGACAAUGGCCUCAGCAUUUGGAAAGAAUUGAUAAAAAUACAUUCUAUAAUUAAAUACUGUAUAAUAUCAAAAAGAUUAUAUAAAAUUGACAAUAUCCUGAGUGUUAAAAAUAAUAAUGAAACAUUCUAUAUGGCAGAUAAUACUCUGAGUAUUAAGAUCAUGUGAAAACCUUUAAUUCUCAGGAAAUAUUACAUAGGACUGUUCCUCAAGAUUCCAAAAAUUCUUUAAUAGUUUGUAGUCUUCAGUGUUUAGUCCUAGACAUAAGACUUUUUCUAGGACUGUUUCCUGUAUACAAAGUUUUAAAAGAAACCCAGUGUUAAAAUAACUAUUUACUAGAACUCAGACUGUAUUUUGUCCGAACUUUCAGCAGUUUCAGUAGGUAGAUUCAUAAGUUUUAUUUAUUUAUUUAUUUAUUUAAUGAUUGCUUCCACACUGUUUUCAGAGUCCUCAAAACCAUAUGUAUUACUAUAACAUCUUUUAAAUAUUGGUAAUCUCAUGAUACGAUUGAGUUCCAAACAGUACACAUUUAACAUGGAGUGCCUGCCUAAUAUAUGUUAAAUAUUAGGUACAUGAACUUUCAAGAGGAAUGAAGUAGCAUAUAUACUAAAGGGACAAGGAAAGAAAGUGUUUUAGAAGAAAGUCAGCCUGCCUCAAAUCCCCUGGUGAUUUGUUUAGAGUCAUUGAAGAAUAGGAACCUAAUAUGGUUUAGAUGGUAGAACCAGCUUUGGAGUUAGACCUGUGACCCUCAAAGUCACCCAUGUUUACCACCCCGAGCUUAGAAAGUCACUUAAUCUGAGCCUCAUUUAUCUCAUCCAUAAAUAGUAACAUUGCUUCUCACCUCCCUGGUUAAAUGAGAUUAUACUAUCCAAGGUAAGGAAAAA